This is a messenger RNA of Seminavis robusta, 3336 nucleotides long. The record is from the annotation of a GenBank genome assembly. Lineage: Eukaryota; Bacillariophyta; Bacillariophyceae; Naviculales; Naviculaceae.
GCCAUGGGCACUCAGCCCCAAAAGAUCGGCCGCCAACGGCAACAAAACCCACCGACCAAAACAAGCGGAACCAGUACAACACCCAGCCAUUGCUAGUUUCCGUCUUCCAGUCCAUCUAUUCCAUACAAUAAUACAGUAACUAUACAUCACAAUGGGCAACUCGGAGAGCAGCCCUGCUGCGAAUGAAGGCGGCGCUUCGAUUGACGAUUUCGACGGCAUUGAAACCCUGGGCUAUCGCGUCUUGGGCGUGCAACCGAAUUCUCCGGCAUCGGCGGCCGGUCUGGUGAGUUUCUUUGACUUUUUGAUUGGUGCCAACAACGAAAUGUUGUUGGGAUCGGGCGAAAACUUGCAAGAAGGCGACGAAUACGAAGAUGUCGAUUUUCCCGCCUUAUUGGAACAAUUCAAGGGACGACCGUUGCAACUGCUCGUGUGGAAUAUCAAGUGUCAACAACAACGCCUCGUGGACAUUGUGCCGUCGGACGACUGGGAAGGAGCCGGAUUGUUGGGUGUCACCAUUCGUCUCGACAAUUAUGCCGGAGCUGAAGACCGAUUGAUUCGAAUUUUGUCCGUCGAAGUCAAUUCUCCGGCGGCCAUUGCUGGAUUGGUCGCCGCGCAAGAUUACUUGUUGGGGACGACCACACAUUCCUUUGAUUCCACCAAAGUACUGGCAGCCGUACUAGAAUCCAAUGUUGACAAGGUCGUCGAGUUGUACGUGUACAAUACCAACAGUGACAAGGUACGAGUCGUGGCGCUCAUGCCCACGUGGAGUUGGGGUGGAAAUGGAUUGCUAGGAGCCGAAGUAGGAACGGGAUAUCUCCAUCGAUUGCCAGGAUCUUGUCGCUCUACAUUAGGUGGAUCCGUGGAACGACGUGUCCGAUGGAUUGGAGGCGCCAAAACGGGACCUACAUCUCCGGCAGCAGCAGCAGCAGCCACCAGUAAUAGUAGUGGCCCUGCCACACCGACAACCACCAAUCCAUUGCAACAAGCUGCCACACUCGAAUUGGAACCACAGCUCGAAAUGGAACCCAACGACGACGAAGGGGAAGAAGAAGAAGAGACACCAACACAAAUUGAUGAUACCACAUCGUCCAUGGGAACCGUCUCCUUGGCAUCUGCCACUAUGCCUCAGGAACAAUUACAUGUACCACAACAGCAACCACCAGCAGCAGAUGUACCCAAUGAACCAAUGCCCGUCACACCCGUCAAACCAGCAUCGGCACCCACACUCACAGCAACAACAACAACAACCAUCACACCCACCACUAUUCCAGCAACCACGCCCGAUAAACCUGCCAUUUCCGUAUUUGAUCCAACCGCCACGAAACCACCCAUUACACCCAUCAUGACACCCUCGGCUUUCUCCAAUCAAUCACCACCACCUUCGGCAGGAGCACCCGCUCCCUAUCCACUGUCGCCUUCCGCUAUGGGUAUUGGAGCCGAUCCCGCCGCACAACCCAUUACCGUAACCACCUUUAUCCCGGCUGCCAAACCACCUCCCGAUACCAAACCUGUGUCUGCCGAAGAUCUCUUUUCGGGACCACCUCCCGUCGCUAAAAUACCCACGCGACAAUCCGUGACGGUAGCCACGUCGGUAGGAAGUGUCGGAAGUCCCACAAGUUCCAAUGCCAACAACAACGGCAAACCCACCACUCCUUCCAACAAUAAUGGAGGGACCAAUGGAUCCUACUUUUCGACACCGCAUCCGCCCAAUGAUGUUCGUGGUGGUGCCAAUAAUGGUCAUGCUACCAGCAGUAAUACACCACCGCCGCCACCCGUACCCGCCAACAGCAAUGCGUAUGGAGUCAUCAAUGAUAUUCUGCCACCACCACCCAAAAUGUCAGGGGCGCAAUAAUAGUACGUACAAGUAGAUGCACACACACACACACACAAGUUUAAAACACAAAUACCGUACGCACACACACACAAGACACUGUUCUUUUUAAAAAGGUCAUCCAGUUGCUAGCUUUCUAGUUUCGUCUGUUUCGUAAUAACACUGUGUGACCGUCUCACCUGCCGCCAUGGUCCAAACCCUCUUGCUCUCCUGAUACCGUACCGGUACCGUACUGUCUCAUGCGUUUGGAAUCGCCGUUUACCGGACAUGACGCGGAAACUGUUGACGGAGCGAGGACGAUGUAAAGAAAGGAAUGCGGCGGUACCACGGUAAAGCUAGAUUUGUCUCGGUCUUGGUAUACAUCGGCUCUGCGUCCCGUGCAAACUUCGGGCUGGAUACUCUUGCAGAUCCUCCCAGUGCUACCGUACCAUCAUGGUGGAUCCUUCGACUUUACUGUCCGUGCCAAGGCGGCCUCAUGAAUCUUUCAAAUCCCCAUUGCACUGCCCCGUUCUAGCCAGUCUGCCCCGCAUCGGAUUGAAUCGAAUGUUGAAUCGGAUCGAAUCAUAAAGCACGUCCGCCAAUCACAGUUCCACCGACAACAGUCUUCGGCCUCCACGAACUCCUCAUGAGCUACAGGGCCAUCAAUAGCGUAAUGCAUCUUAUUAGCUGGGGGUAACAUAAGCUCGACAAGAUAUUGGUAAACAACCCAGCCUAUCAAACUUCCAGGAGGCACUGGCUGGCAUCUUGAUACGGUACUAGGCACCACUCCUCCGCGUGCUGCUAGCUAGCUACCAAGAAGCUACCAGUAGUUUUUGAAAGCUAUUUUCUAGAGGAGUGUAUUAAAACUAAGUUCGCACAGCACACAUUCAUUGACUUUCUCUUUGUCAGGCCAGGCCGGAAGCGGCCUGACUCUGUACUCUUCUCCCAAAUUUUCAUUGGUUCACGGACUCUCCUCAUUUUGGGAUGCCCCAAGAGGCUUGCACUAGCUAGUGUAUGUGCUUCCUACAUACCGGUGCCAACUAGCUAGCUAGUACUGUACUUUCAUUUAGGCCCAGCAUUGUACUAAAACACUAAAACCUCCUUGUUACACCUACCAGGUACUAGCUAGUAUCUGACUGCGUGGAUUGUGGAUUGAGCAAGGGGCAAUGGAUGGAACAAAAAGUGGGUGUCUGCAAACGGCGACGAAGGGAACUAGGGACUCUAGCUAGAGGGACUAUUAAUAGUAGAACCACCAUGAUGAAAGGUGACCAACAAUUGCGAAGGGAACCACACACACAAAAUUCAGAAUCGAAUCAUGUGGUCUUGUUAAGUACUGUACCACAGAUAAUACGAUGUACCUACUCCUUGAAAGUCACGAGUCACGAGUACCCAUCUCUUGUGCCCUGUUAUUUCACGUGCCAUCACAAUUGAUAAUUAAUCCACCUGGUAAAUUUCACCAGGUAUACUUACGAAACGUACCGGUACCGGUCGUUGCUUCCCCUUCUCCAGCAAUUGUGCUUAGUAGU